Molecule: messenger RNA, 1335 nt
Organism: Penicillium vulpinum
Lineage: Eukaryota; Fungi; Ascomycota; Eurotiomycetes; Eurotiales; Aspergillaceae
Product: Aromatic prenyltransferase DMATS type
Exons: 2
Coding region: 1-1335 (444 amino acids)
Biological process (GO): alkaloid metabolic process
Molecular function (GO): transferase activity, transferring alkyl or aryl (other than methyl) groups
Source: RefSeq, a predicted model, not a curated record
AUGACCAUUGAAACGAUUCAGAGCCAGUUGCCUGUAGGCGAGGUGGCUAAGGGAGCCUCCACUUCUCCCAUUUCCACCACCUUUGACGUGCUGAGUCGAUACUACCUCUUCACUGAUAGUCAUCAGAGGGCUUGGUGGGAGAAUACUGGCUGCCUGCUAGACAAGAUCCUGGCCUCAGCAGGUUAUAGCCCUGCCCGCCGCUUGGAAGCUCUCACAUUUUAUAGUCAAGUUUUGAUUCCACAUCUGGGCCCCUAUCCGUAUGAGUUUCACAGCGCUAUUACCCGGAGCGGGCUCCCGCUGGAGUUCAGCGUUAACUACCAGCAACAAGGAAAUGUGGACCCGGUGGUUCGUAUUGGAUUCGAACCCGUCGCUGCAGCGUCUGGAACAGAUAAAGACACCUACAACCAGACUCCAGUCGUCGAUCUCUUGGACCAACUGGAAAGGCUGAAUAUAUCAGGGUUUGACCCUUCGCUGUUCCGAUAUUUCUUGGACGCCCAUACCGUUAACGCCCACGAAAGAGAGUCGCUGAAGGAAAAGAAGAUCGAAGGGAGCGCCCUGACCUCCCAGGCGGCUUUCGGGUUCGACCUGAAGGAGAACACCAUCUCCGUCAAAGGCUACACAUUCCCUGCUAUCAAAUGUAAUGUCAACGAGAAAGGCUUCGGAAAUUUUAUAGCCGAAUCAAUCCAGCCGCUCGCGGCGCAAAUGGGUCCCACUCCCUCGUUCGAUAUGGUGCACGCUUACUUGGAAGAGACAAACGGCUACAGCCAGUUUGCGUUCUGGUCCUUUGACUGUGUUGACCCUGCCAAAUCACGCCUCAAGCUCUACAGCUCCCACAACAGCGUUGUCUGGUCUAAGGUAGAGGAGAUAUGGACCCUCGGUGGGCGUGCCAAGUCUCCUGUCGUCCAAACAGGCCUGGAGUACUUGAAGGAGUUAUGGCAAUUGACGAAGUUGCCCGAGGGACAUCGUGAUUUUAGCGGUGGGUUUGACGACGGCAAAGAAUCCACCGCCAGUCCAAUGGUGUGGAAUUACGAGAUGAAGAAGGGCGAGGCCAGCCCACUCACGAAGUUUUACUUUCCCAUCCACGGAGAGAGUGAUCAGAAUGUUAUCAGUGGCCUGGCACAGUUCUUGUCUCGUAUUGGGCUUGCAAAAUAUGGUGACAACUACGAGGCCACAGUGCAGCACUAUUUCCCCGAGAGAGAUCUGAGUAAAACGGCUCGUCUGACAUCUUGGAUAUCCUUCGCAUAUACGGAAAAGACGGGGGUUUACCUGAGUGUCUACUACCAUUCAUCCGAUGAGUAUCCAUGGUUGAAACUAGAGGAGGCCGAAAACCGAUGA